AUGUCACAGGUACCGGUGAUGGAUGAUGAAGACACCCUCGGCAUAGAUGAAGAAGAAUCUCUACCAUUGACAAACACCAGUGAAGUUCAACUCAGUGGCAGUGCUACAGGAGUCAGCUGGGAGGAGGAAUUGGGAGUUCGGAUGAAGAACACAAAAUCCAGGGUUGGCAUGAGAAAGAAGAAGUCAGCGAAACUGGAUGCGGAUGAGCAAUUAAGCGAAGAUGUAGCCAAACUUACAGCUUCGAACCAAGGUAUAGUCGAGAAGAUCUACAAGCACCGAAAAAAUAAGGGUGUUCUUGAAUAUCGAGUGAAGUGGGUUGGCUAUGACGGUCCACAAGAUGAUACAUGGGAACCACUCCGCCACCUCACGAGUGAACACUCACAAGCCAUGCUGAGAGAUUAUCUGACUUCUUCAAGUGCCAAAUACGCCAGUAUACAUGCAGACAUGAUGAGUUGUUUAAUUAUGUGA
This is a messenger RNA of Lineus longissimus, 468 nucleotides long. RefSeq lists its product as uncharacterized. NCBI's taxonomy places the organism in Eukaryota, Metazoa, Nemertea, Pilidiophora, Heteronemertea, Lineidae. The transcript is spliced from 4 exons. The coding region runs from base 1 to 468 and encodes 155 amino acids. The record is from RefSeq and is a predicted model, not a curated record.